GCUCUACGCCAGGCGCCUCCUAUGUGGAAUGUCCCGCUCGCGAAUCCACGUCGUCUGUUUAACCGGUAUUUAUGAUCUCAAGUUUUACCUAACCUUUUACGUAUAUGUCAAGUUAUUCGUUUGUUUAUUACUUAGUUACUUAGUUUACUUAUAUUACAGUUAAUUACACUUUUAUUCAUUGUUGAUAAAUACACGUUUCGGCGCGACCGCCAACAAUAUCUUGUGUUCAGUUCUUCUUAGAACCUUUCAACGCGUUUCCACGUGGACCGCACCCACAUAUUAUUUAUUCAUUAUUAUUAAUGUUUGAUAUUACAGAAACGGUACGGAUUUCUAUAUUUUGAAAAUAUUUAUCAAAAUGGAUUUUAGCGGACAAAAUACUACUGCAGGCGUUGUGGGUAUGUAUUGAAAAAUCAAUUUUUCUUUAUGUGAUUAUCGUAAUGUUAUGUUCACAUAAAAUUUUACGUGUAGGUGUGCAUUUUUACAACCGUGUGGCCAAAAGAUUCGGAUACGACCGAGUACUUGGCAUUAAGUGAUAAAAAGUAGUUGACGGUAUAAGUCUACCGGGCACCCAAUGUGUUUGAAUGUUUUUCGCGGAAAUUAUUAUUAAAGAAGUUAUUGAAGUUUCUCGUUAAUACGGUUUUAGCUUAUAUACCUGUUUAUUUUCCUCGUAUUUAUUUAGAAUUGACAUUGCGCUUGGGUAACGCGUAACUCACUGUAACUGGUAUCGAAUUCGAUACUACGUCCAAUGCGCAGUAAAUUUUUGUACUUUUUUGUAAAAAAAAAAAAAUGCGUUUUUAAUUUUCCCUAUUAAAUACCCCACAUGGUUUUGCACAGCAAACUGAAAGUUAUUUACAAAAAUUAUUGCAAACAUUUAUCAGCACGUAGGACAGUAUCAAAUUCAAUACGGCUUCCUACGGCUAACACAUUACACAAUACGCCAAAGUAAAUUCUAAAUGAAUGAAUGGAAAAUAAAUAGGUAUUUAAGCUAAAACCGUAUUAACGACAAACUUCAAACUUGCAUAACUUCUUUAAUAAUGAUUUCCGGAAAAAAAUUCAAACAGUUCUGUAAUCAGCAUCAAAAAACUCAUGAUUUAAAGAAUUGAAAAAUAAAGGGUUUCGUGAAAGGGUAAAGUGAACUUGUUCCAAUAAUCAACACUUUGCAAAUGGAUGUUAAUAUUAAGAGUGGGCAGGUUCGGCGAUAUUGUUCUCGGUUGUAGACCAAAAACAAAAUCAUUAUUAAACAAAAUAUAUAUCUUAGACGAUUAAUUAUCAGCACAUUAUAUUGCAUUGGCACUAAUGUAAAAUCGUCAAAGAUUGUAAAAUAUAAUUUUUUUUUUAGCGUCUCACCCGCUCAAGAAAUUCUUUUAACAAUCACUCAGUCAUGAACACUAUCGAGCACAUACAAUCAUGCCUCUUUUUUUUUUUUUUUUGUCCUUUUGUUAAUCACGAUUCUCAAAUAACUCUGAAUUUUUAGCAGCUAAAAUCUAAUUACUUACGAUCAAUUCAUUUAUAUAUCUAUAUUAAUCAUUCAACCUUUUUCAAUCCUAAUUUAGGUAAAUAUUAGUAUUUUUUAUCUGAGUGCUGCACAUAGUGUGAAUCAUUCAAGGUAGAUUAUUUUAACUGUGUUGUUUUUGCCAUUCAACAAUUUCAGGAUCAUGUAAGAACACCUACAAAUAACCCUAAUGUUUUAACACUGUAAGUAGGUAAACAAAAUUAUACUUUUUAUUAGUAUCGUCAUUAUUUUCAAACUCACUACUCAUAAGCUUUCCGAACACUAGGAGAAAGGUUAUAACGCCACUAUCAGAGUGAAUAAAUAUAUCUAAAACAUUUAUAUUCCAGUGGCGUCAUUAGAAAGGUGGCAGCGGUAACAUUUGAUCCCUUGUCAGCAGGCUAGGUAUAGGCUGUAUAUGCUGGUGUGUAGUAGUUAUUAUGUUUUAUGAUACAUUUAUACUCCAUACAUAUUGGUAAAAAUAAAAUGUGAAUUGGGGUAAAAUUAACUAAAAUUGUAUUUAUAUAGUAGCUAAUAGUUAUUAUAUUUAGGUAUCCCUCUGCGUGUAUAUUUAUUUUUUAGUUAUUGUUGUCCCUCAAAAAAAUCUGUUAUUUAUGCGUAUUUUAGUAAGUAUUAAAUUAUGUAAGCAUGGCAUUUGUAUAGAAAUAAAAAUUUAAUUGCGACAAAUAAUUUAGUGAGCAAUUUUUUUUUAGCUUUAUUAUGGGUCAGUCAAAAAGUUUGCCUUCCCCUCCCAUCUGAAAACUUGUAAUGAUGCUACUGAUUAUUACCAAAAAAGAAACCUACACAUUAUAUUGUUCUGUUAUCUUAUUUAUUUUUCCUUUUUUGAGUUAUUACUUUAGUUUGUUUUUGCCUGUCAUUAUUCUUAGUGCUUAUUAUUGAUGACAUUUUGUUACUUGAUGGAACAUUUCUAUUGUAAUUCAUUUAAAUAAAUACCUAUCUAUUUUAAUCUUAAAUUAAUUAAUUAUUUUUGUUCACAGUAUUUAACAACAUUAACUUAAGUCGACACAUUGAUCAUGGACAUUAAUAAAAGCUUCGAAAAUUCUCCUCUUAAUUCAAAGUGAGUAAAUGAGUUAAAAUUAAAACAAUAACAAUAAUAAUAUUAUUAUGUAAAAAAAAUCACCCAAUUUCAUUUACUACUCGUCCACCUACAAAAACUACUCCCAAAUUACUACAUCGCGUUUCUAAAACUAAAUAAGAGUCACCAACCAAUUUCCAAAUUUAUCAAAUUUUCCGCAUUUAAAAAAUUUGUUAUGACUUAGAGUAUUUUGUGUAAGCACUAGCAUAUUCAGAAAACUUCAUUUAAAGUCAUACAUUUUAUUUGAUUAUUGUACUAUAGGUAGUAAUAAACAUUUAACAUGUAAUAUUUAAUUUUGUGUAAAACUAAUACUUUUUCUUGACAUGAAUUGUCUAUUGUUUAAUCCACAAUGAUUGAAAAAUACUAAAAAUAUUUUAUUUGAUUGAUUGAGUUUGCUAAUUGUUUAUACAAAUUGAUACAAAAAAACUCUAUUUAAGUUAAUUGGUUGAUAAAUAUUUAAGUUAUUAAUAUGACCACAAAUGUACUUUUUGGCGCUCCCAAUAGAUGUUUUUAGAUAUUUAGCCCCAUAAGUUUUUUUUAGAAGUUUUAGUAGCGUGCUUAAAUUGGAUAUAAAUUUAAUGUACCAGCUGUUAUCAUCAGAUUUUCUUCUUUUCCCCGAUUCAGAACAUAAUUGUUUUAUUAAAGCCUGUUGAUGUGUUCUAUCUUUGGUGAUUGAUACAUGAUUCCAUUAGUUCAUAGAUAGUAAUUUAAUUUUUGAUUUGAAGACUUAAAAGAUAUUUGAUUGAGAAUCUAAUUAUAACAGAAUAGGAACAGGGUUUUAAUCCAAACCUGCCUAAACAAUUAGCACAAAUGAUGUUAAUGCUUGACAAAGAUAAAGCUUUCAGUAAGUCUAAACCAGUGGCCAAAUGAAUAGUUGAGUCUUCAUGCUUAGAAUCUGGAACAUUGAAUAAAAGAAUAUUUUUUUCUCUUUAAAUCCUAUUUUUAAUUUGGAAAAAAAGUCCAGAUUGUUUGGGAAUGUCAUGGUAGAAGUAAUUUAGAGCUUUGUUAAUUUUUUACAUUCUGAGGCUAAGUCAUGUUCAAAAUUUAACUUGUCUUGUUUUAGCUGAGAUACUUUGGAACGAAAAUCAUUUAAAUUGAUCUUUAUGGCACUAAAAAUAAUUUCUAAAUUAUUGAAUUUAUUUUUUAUGUUUUUAAAAUAGAUUUCGUGUGGAGGCUGUUACUUUCAUGCUGUUCAGUAAAUUCCAUAUAUUAGAAAUUAGUUGGUUCCUUAGAUGCUAAUGACUUUGUUUUAUUUACCGUUAUCAUUAUUCCUACAUAUAAUGUGGUAGGAAAUUACACAGGUAACAAAAUUAUUGUAAAUAAGCACUUGGGCUUUGGUGAAUACAAUUUGAUUACCUCAGAUAUCAAAAUCCACACCACGAGUUAUCGCAAACCAAUAAAGAAAAUAUUAAAUUGAAACUAACGAGAAGCAAAAAAUGUUGAUAAGAGAGAAGUAGUAUCAACCGUUGUACAUAAAUAGUGGGUUGAAUUGCAUUUAGAGGAUAAUAAUGACUAAUAAUUACUAUUAAUACAAAAGCGGUGAUGUACCAAAUAAAUAUGAUAAUCUAUCUUUUGAAUUGGUUGAGGUUAGGUUAGGAACAAAUUUUAUUUUAUUGUAUUGUAUUGUACUAUUUUUGUAUUUGUUUUUAAUGAUAUUAGUGUUAUUACUGAUUAUAAUAAUCAUAUUUUUCAGCGUUUUAUGCAGCUCUAAACACGAAGGUGAAGAAAUAAUUAUCUAUAUUAAAAAAGAAGUAGACAUCAUUGAUGGUUUUGUUUAUGAGAGUGAAGUUGUUAUUGAAACUGAUCUAAAAAAAUCUAUUUUGUACUAAAAAUCACAAUUGCAAGAAAAAUACUUUGAAUGCUCUUAUUGUAGUAACUUAUUUUUGUUAAAAUCAAAUUUAAAAUUGCAUAUAAAAAAAUCACAUGAAAGUUUAUAGUGAUGUAAGACUUUACUAAUGUGAAGUCAGUGAGAAGACUUAAGAAGUCAGAAAAAAAAUUUUAACAGACAUAUAAAAACUCACAGAGAGUGUAAAAAACUUUUACUUAAUUAAGUCAUUUAAAAAACCAUAAGAAAAUUCAUACUGGAGAAUAGCCUAAUGAAUGUAAAGUAUUUAAGAAGUCAUUUGCUAAAAAAUACCCUUUGGAGAUUCAUGAAAGAACUCAUACAGAAGAAAAACCUUGUGAAUGUAGAGAGUAUAAAAAACUUUUAUUUAAUUAAGUCAUUUAAAAAACCAUAAGAAAAUUCAUACUGGAGAAUAGCCUAAUGAAUGUAAAGUAUUUAAGAAGUCUUUUGCUAAAAAAUACUCUUUGGAGAUUCAUGAAAGAACUCAUACAGAAGAAAAACCUUGUGAAUGUAGAGAGUGUAAAAAACUUUUACUUAAUUAAGUCAUUUAAAAACCCAUAAGAAAAUUCAUACUGGAGAAUAGCCUAAUGAAUGUAAAGUGUUUAAGAAGUCAUUUGCUAAAAAAUACUCUUAAGAGAUUUAUGAAAUAACUCGUACAGAAGAAAAACCUUGUGAAUGUAGAGAGUGUAAAAAACUGUUAUUUAUAAUUAAGUCAUUUAAAAAACCCUAAGAAAAUUCAUACUGGAGAAUAGCCUAAUGAAUGUAAAGUAUUUAAGAAGUCAUUUGCUAAAAAAUACUCUUAAGAGAUUUAUGAAAUAACUCGGACAGGAGAAAAACCUUAUGAAUGUAAUAUUUGUAAGCAGUAAUUUUCAAGAACUGACUAUUUAAAUGUAUAUAAAUUAAUUCAUAUUGGAAAAAAGCCUUGAGUAUGUAAUAUGUUUUUUGUCAAUUUGUAUUUUUUUCAAUAGAGUUUUAAAAAUGUACAAAAGAAUUCAUAGUGAGGAAAGAUCGCACCAAUGUAACAUGAGUAAUAAGACAUUUUCUCAAAAACCUAAUAUGCCAUAUGAUGAAGGAUCAUAC
Molecule: messenger RNA, 5508 nt
Organism: Cinara cedri
Lineage: Eukaryota; Metazoa; Arthropoda; Insecta; Hemiptera; Aphididae
Source: the annotation of a GenBank genome assembly